GGGCCGAGAUGGGCCGAGAUGGAGUUGGGCAGGCUGAGGUUACUUUGCGCCCAAGGCCCCAAACUGUGGAGCCUGCGCUGCUGAAAAUGUGGCGCGAAAAGAACGAAGGAAAGCAGAGAUGCUGCGCGCGGGGCGUCUAAAUUUCAACCUCCACAAGCCAACCUCAAUCGAUGCCCAUGUCUGUAUUCAGAUUCUUGAAGCUUGCAUUCAAUCCAAAUCGCUCAGGAAAGGCAAGAUAAUCCAUCAGCAUCUCAUCAAGAACCACAACUCCGGCGCCGCGAACAACUCAUUUGUGUUGGACAAGCUCACCCAUUUGUAUGUUUCACGCAAUGAAGUCGAAUUUGCUCGCCGAGUGUUCGACAAAAUUCCAAACCCAAGUGUUGUUUUGUGGAACAUGAUGAUCAGAGCUUACGCCUGGAAUGGCCCUUUUGAUGCAGCCAUCGAUUUGUAUUACUUGAUGCUCGAAUCCGGUCUUACGCCCACCAAAUUCACGUUCCCUUUUGUUCUCAAAGCGUGCUCCAGUUUGCGUGCAUUGGAGGAUGGUAAGGAGAUACACGAUCAUGCCACGAGACUUGGGCUUGACUCGGAUGUCUUCGUUUGUACUGCUCUGAUUGACUUGUAUGCGAAAUGCGGGAGUUUGAUUGACGCGCAAAGAAUGUUUGAUAAUAUGUCUCACAGAGAUGUUGUUGCAUGGAAUGCCAUGAUUGCCGGUUUCUCUCUUCAUGGUCUCUAUAAUGACGUGAUUGGGUUGGUUGUUAAAAUGCAGGAAGCUGGAAUAAGUCCCAACUCUUCGACAAUUGUGGCGAUUCUUCCUACAAUUGCCCAAGCCCAAGCUUUGAGCCAGGGCAAGGCAAUGCACGGGUACUGCAUAAGGAGGAGGUUCAGUAAAGAUGUUGUGGUUGGUACUGGGCUUUUGGAUAUGUAUGCAAAGUCCGGGUCUCUGUCUUAUUCUUGGAGAAUUUUUAAUGCAAUGUGUCUUAAGAAUGAGGUAACUUGGAGUGCUAUGAUUGGCGCGUAUGUUCUAUCUGAUUUCAUGAGUGAGGCAUUGAAACUCUUCGAUCAAAUGUUGCUUGAGGAUGCUACAAGUCCUAGUCCAGUUACUAUUGGAAUUGUUCUUCGAGCUUGUGCAGUGCUAACGGAUCUGAACAGGGGGAAAAAUUUGCACUGUUGCACAAUUAAAUCUGGGUUUAUUUUAGAUAUAAUGGUGGGUAAUACACUUCUUUCAAUGUAUGCAAAGUGUGGGCUUAUAGAGGAUGCAGUUAGGUUCUUUGAUGAAAUUUGUGUGAAAGAUACCAUUUCUUAUAGUGCUAUCAUCUCAGGGUGCGUGCAGACUGGUAAUGCGGAGGAGGCUUUGCUUAUUUUCCAUAAAAUGCAGUUAUCUGGCUUUGAACCAGACUUGGCAACCAUGCUGGGAGUCCUGCCAGCUUGUUCCCAUUUAGCUGCUCUACGACUUGGGUCUUGCGCCCAUGGUUACUCUGUUGUUCAUGGCUUUGCAACAGAAAUCUCAAUUUGUAAUGCUGUCAUUGACAUGUACUCAAAGUGUGGUAAGAUAAAUAUUGCUAGAGAAGUUUUCAAUAGGAUGCCAAAGCGGGAUAUUGUUUCAUGGAACACUAUGAUACUUGGUUAUGGAAUUCAUGGGCUUGGUGAGGAAGCACUUUUUCUGUUCCAUGAUUUGUGUGCUGUCGGUUUAGUACCAGAUGAUGUGACAUUCAUAUGUCUGUUAUCUGCUUGCAGCCAUUCAGGACUUGUUACGCAAGGGAAAUAUUUGUUUGGUGCUAUGAGCAGAGAAUUUAACAUUGUUCCAAGGAUGGAACACUACAUUUGCAUGACUGAUCUUUUGAGCCGAGCAGGGCAUUUGGAGGAGGCCCACAACUUCAUUCAGAAAAUGCCGUUUGAGCCUGAUGUUCGUGUAUGGGGUGCCCUGCUUGCUGCGUGUAGGAUUUAUAAGAAUGUUGAGCUAGGAGAAGAAAUAUUGAAGAUGAUCAAGAUGCUAGGCCCUGAAAGUAGUGGAAAUCUUGUUCUUAUGUCCAAUAUAUACAGCACUGUGGGGAGAUGGGAUGAUGCAGCACAUGUUAGGAUUGUCCAGAGGGACUGGGGUCUUAGGAAAAGACCAGGAUGCAGUUGGGUUGAGAUAGGUGGGGUUGUGCAUGCAUUUGUUGGUGGAGAUCAAUCCCACCCACACUCAGAACAGAUAAGCAGGAAAUUAGAGGAACUGCUAGUGGAGAUGAAAAGGUUGGGUUAUCGUGCGGGAUCUAGUUAUGUUCUCCAAGAUGUUGAAGAGGAAGAGAAGGAACGAAUUCUCCUUCAUCACAGUGAGAAGCUAGCUAUUGCCUUUGGAAUUCUCUGUUUGAACCCAGGAAAACCCAUUCUUGUCACCAAGAAUUUGAGGAUCUGUGGUGACUGCCAUGCUGCCAUAAAAUAUAUCACUGUCAUUACAAGGAGGGAGAUAACUGUAAGAGACGCAAAUCGAUUUCAUCAUUUUAAAGAUGGAAUUUGCAACUGUGGAGAUUUCUGGUGAGGUUAUAUACAAAGACCUACUAACGCUUUUAGGAGUGACUUGGGGCAGCCUUUCUUUGUCCUGCUGGCUGCUUGGCUGCUGCUUUGAGCCAGGUAAUUCUAUGCAUUAUUUGUUAUGAUGAGGCAUUUGAUUUGCAGGUUCAAGUCGCAGAAGGUCCAGAGUUUUGUUUUUGCAGCAUAAGCCUGAACAACUUGUCUGAUUGACCAGACUAGACAUAUACUCAAGUGUUUAACACAUGCCACAAGAGGCCAUAAUUUUUUCUUUUGACUAUAAGAUUGCCCACUUGAAAGUCUAAUCCUCAAAGAUGAUUAUAGUAUGAUAAUUUGUAGUUUAUACCUUUCAUGAUGAAUAAUGAUAAUUCUGAGAGGAUAUAUAUAGGUAUAAUGUAACUAUGUCUAUUAUUUUCAUGGAAUCUGUCACACCAAGAGCCCUAAUGUGACUUCAAGGACAUGUCAUUUAUAUGAGUUGAAUGGGUUCGGAAAGAAAUGGUGUUCUGGAAGAAUUUUCUUGAUAAAUGCAGAAUUGCAACCAAGUAUUCCCUGUUACAGCUUGAAAGAACAAGGAUUUUAUGAUUCUGUUUUGAUGAAAAAUGACCCUAUUUGCUUUUGCCCUUGACACUACUUGGUAGAUUGCAAAAGCCCUAUACUUGAGGUAUACUCUGUUUAGAAUUGAGCUAAAUCACAUUUCCAAACACUCACAUACACAUCAGUAUGCAUGCCUAUCCUUGUUUCUCUGAUUUUGAGAAUCACUUAUUUUGUUUUGCUUUAAUUUAUGAAUGCUUAUUUUUUCAUUGAGACUGAUGGAUUUUAUACAUGCAAAACUUGUUCUAUUUUGCUAUAAGAUCUGAUUGCUUGUAUAUCCAAAUUUUAUUUUAAGACAGAUGUAUACAAAAUGCUCCUUGAUAUUUGGCGAAGAUCUUUAUAUAUGAACGUGCAUCGUUGGUGUGUGUUCGGACAACCAUUGGACCUGGAAUAGCCCAUGUCAUUGGCCUAGUAUUCAAGUUUUCCAGUUGAUGAAAGAGGAACAAUGAAAUCUGUUGUUGAGUAUUUCCAUGAGACAUACGGUUUUGUUAUUCUACACACUCAGUGGCCCUGUCUUCAAGUGGGAAAUCAGCAGAGACCUAAUUAUUUGCCAAUGGAGGUAUGCAAGAUUGUAGAGGGUCAGAAGUAUUCAAAGAGGUUAAAUGAGAAGCAGAAUACUGCUUUGCUGAAGGUGACAUAUUAAAGCCCUCAAGAGAGGGAACUAGAUAUUCUUCAGCUUUGGUUUUAUGAAAAAUUUCUAAUAUUUGCCUGUUUUUCAUGGCUUUGUCUUAACUAGGCAGGUUAAAUGUUUGUUAUGCUCCUGCUUGGCACACUGGAUUUUUUCUAAGUUUGUUUAUUUUACUUUCCUGUUGCUUUGACAGCGUGAAAGUUUUUGGGUUGGCCCCCCCACAGGUGGGGGUGGAGAGCCUGGAAAUAUCUGACCUUAGAAACCCCUCAACACCCAACUAGGGUGAAGUAGCUUGUGCUCAACACGUUGAGUUUGGCUCUAAGAUCAUUCAAUUGCCCUAGUGAAUUAGACUGUUCAUCAUAAUGCUUACCAAGAUGAUCCAUAUGCAAAAGAAUUUGGAAUCAGAAUUAGUGAGAGGUUGUCUUCAGUUGAAGCUUGCAUUCUCCCUGCCUCAAAGCUUAAAUAUCAUGAUACAGGUAGAGAAAAGGAUUGCCUACCUCAAGUCGGUCAGUGGAACAUGAUGAAUAAGACAGAUGUUUACAAAAUGCUCCUUGAUAUUUGGCGAAGAUCUUUAUAUAUGAAUGUGCAUCGUUGGUGUGCGUUUGGACAACCAUUGGACCUGGAAUAGCCCAUGUCAUUGGCCUAGUUUUCAAGGUAAUGUUAUCAUCGAGAAUGGGAGGUUAAAGAAAAUGCAAAAAAUUUCCAUCAGUUGGAAUUCUUUUAUGUUUUCUUGAAUAGGCCAUGUUCCAAGUGUUUUAUCUCAUUUAUCAAAUGAAGGUUUAAAGACAACCAUGGUCACCAAACUUGUGACUUAAAUGAGAUGUAAUAUGACCAUUGAAAUUUGGUAGUUGUGGAGUAUAACGCAAUAAUGUAAUGGUGGGUGGUUUUUGUUGUUGUAGAGGUGUAAUGUAAUGGCAUGUAAUUCGGUAGUGGAAGCAUAAUGCAAUGUAAUGGUGGUUUUUUUUUUUCUUUUCAGUUAUUGUACAGGUAUAAUGUAAUGACAUUUUUUGGAAGCAAUGAUAUGACCAUUUUUGUUUUUUGAAAAAAAAAAACAAGUUAAGUUGACAAUGAA
Molecule: messenger RNA, 4799 nt
Organism: Malania oleifera
Lineage: Eukaryota; Viridiplantae; Streptophyta; Magnoliopsida; Santalales; Ximeniaceae
Product: pentatricopeptide repeat-containing protein At3g16610
Exons: 5
Coding region: 119-2518 (799 amino acids)
Biological process (GO): RNA modification
Molecular function (GO): zinc ion binding; RNA binding; protein binding
Source: RefSeq, a predicted model, not a curated record